AUGGCUCCAGCCAUAGUCGCACCGGAAGAGGAAGAGGGCCCUCUGUUGUUGGACGUGGACGUGGGCGAUGAGCAUGCCGUUGAUGUUACAAACGAGACGGUAGAGGAAGAGGAGACUGUGCCUAGUACCACUUUGCUGCCUCAGACCACUUUGCCGCCUCAGACCGAUGGUGCAUGGAUAUCAGAGUCUUCAAAAGUGCUCAUCCAAGUAUGCAUGAUCACGCUUCUCUUCGACUUUACUCAAUACUCGAGCUAUGCUCCUUUGACGGCAGUCUUUGAGGAGAUCAUCUGCAACCAUUAUUACCCCCCAGGCUCGGCCCUACGAGACUGCAAGUCCGUCCCCGUGCAGAGUGAGCUCGCACUUGUAAAAGGGUACAAAGAUGCGUUCAACCAAAUACCAAGUAUCAUCCUUGGUAUUCCACUCGGCCUGCUGGCAGAUCGCAUCGGCCGAAAGCCAUUUAUAAUAUUAUUUCUGUUGGGUUUCUUCCUCAGCGACUCGUGGACAAAGAUAGUUUGCCUAUUUCCGCAGCAUCUUCCUUUGCGUCUAGUGUGGUUCGCGCCAGUUCUGAAAGCAUUUGGUGGCGGCGCAAACUUUGGAACGUCAAUGUUCUACACGGUAGUAGCUGACAUUAUGGAAGAGAAGCAUCGGGGUGAUGCAUUCAUGAAACUCUCGGGCAUGGAAAUGGUCGUGCUUGUUGCCGGAGUCCCUUUAAUAUCGAUACUCAUGAGACUCAACUCUUGGUAUCCUCUUGGGCUCUCCACCAUAUGCCUUAUCGCGGCAGGUGCCAUUGCCCUGACGCUUCCAGAGACGCAUCCACAGCACCGAACAACCAACUUUGGAUUGCCAAAAUCAGUGGAAGGAGAAGCUCAAGACGAAGACGCUCCGAUGGCCGAAUCUCAUCUUGUAACGCUGCGAAAGCUACUGCCUCGCGCUUUCACAACGCUGCGAGACUUGUUGAAAGAUACGGGAAUUCUUCUGUCGCUUGCCGUGUUUCUUCUCGUUGCAUUCGGAGCGCAUGUCUGGGCACUACUACUGCAGUAUGUUGCCCAUAAAUUCGAAUGGGAAUUCAGUACGGCAAACCUACUAUUCUCCCUACGUGGCGCCAUCACUCUCCUGCUCUCACUUGUCAUUAUGAGGAUGAUUGACAAAUUUCUCCAGAAGAAGCUGGGCAUCAAGGCUGCCCAGAAGGAUUUACUACUCUGCACGGGAAGUUGUAUUUUGAUCAUUGUAGGAAUUGCCUUGGUUGGAGUAGCACAAAGCCCAGUGCUCAUGAUUGCUGGCGUCGUCAUCUCGGCGCUGGGUUCCUCACUGCUGGUAUCCUUGCGAUCUGCCAUAAUUUCUCUGUUCCCGCAGACGCCCAUGGCGUCACUCAACGCUAUUGCUGGCAUUGCGCAAAGUGUUGGCAUACUCAUAUCGGGCCCCGUGUUGGCUCAAAUAUAUAGCUGGGGACUGUCAAAGGGUGGCUUCUGGUUCGGGACUCCGUUCCUAGUUGCAAGCGGGUUGCACGUGGUAGCACUUGCUGACAUAUUCUAUCUGCGUCUGACCAGAGUUUCAGCGCAAGCCUCUUCGACAUGA
This is a messenger RNA of Pestalotiopsis fici W106-1, 1575 nucleotides long. RefSeq lists its product as uncharacterized. The transcript is spliced from 5 exons. Gene Ontology annotation, cellular component: membrane. The coding region runs from base 1 to 1575 and encodes 524 amino acids. The record is from RefSeq and is a predicted model, not a curated record. Gene Ontology annotation, biological process: transmembrane transport. Gene Ontology annotation, molecular function: transmembrane transporter activity. NCBI's taxonomy places the organism in Eukaryota, Fungi, Ascomycota, Sordariomycetes, Amphisphaeriales, Sporocadaceae.